UUAUUUGAAGCGACACAAACAAAACAGCUUCGUUUGCUCUUUCAAUCAAAUAGCGUAACAAUACGUACAGAUUAUUGUUCUGUUCCCUGGAGGCCGCGGAUCGGUUAUACAUCGCCAUUUUCUGCCGUCAAAGGGGGCUCCAUGUAAUCAUGGACAACGACUACUCGUCCAGCCUGGAAAACCCUCUGUACAGCGAGCUGAAAUAUUUCUGCAGGAAGAUACAGGAGGCCUACAACGAGUUAAAGGAGGAUUUGACACCUUACAGAGAUGAUCGCUUUUACAGAUUGGCCCCCAUGCGGCUCUAUACGCUGUCGAAAAGGCAUUUUGUCCUGGUGUUUGUGUUGUUCCUGAUCUGCUUUGGCGUCACAGUCUUCAUUGGUAUUGCAGGGCCUAAAAUCCUUUUUGAGCAAGAGCACAAUGGUGAUCACAUGCUUGUCAAAAACGGCUCAAUUAAGACUGGGCCUUUUAAUCUAGUUUCUACUCCCCUCUCUACCUACAACCAGCAGCUGUGGCUCACUUGUCUGAUGCAGGCUGAACACAGCAACAUCGGAGACUUCCAGCAGCCUUUGGAGAUCUUUGUAGAGCUAAAGGGAGUAAUGUCGGAUGCCAGCGUGAUGCCCAUCAACAAGGUGCAACAGAAAUCCCGAAUGCUACACUGCGGGGCUAAAUGUGAUGAGAUCAUUGUGCUCCAUCUGGGCUACCUAAACUACACCCAGUAUAAAGUUUUGGUCAGCUUCAAAGGCCUUGAAAAUAUUACAUAUGAGAUCAAGGUUAAGUUUGUGUGGAAAACAUAUAACCCCACCUUCUCACAGGUGGAGAUCUGGUUCCGGUUUGUCUUUGUGGUGUUGACCUUCAUGGUGACGUGUAUGUUUGCACACUCACUGAGGAAGUUUUCUAUGAGGGACUGGGGCAUUGAGCAGAAGUGGAUGUCCAUCCUGCUCCCUUUGUUGCUUCUCUACAAUGAUCCUUUUUUUCCGCUGUCAUUCCUGGUGAACAGUUGGUUUCCAGGGACGUUGGAUGCUUUCUUCCAGGCUCUCUUCCUGUGUGCCCUGCUGCUCUUCUGGCUCUGUGUCUAUCACGGCAUCAGAGUUCAGGGUGAGAGGAAAUGUCUGACUUUCUACCUGCCUAAGCUGAUCAUCGUAGGUCUCCUGUGGCUCUCAGCGGUUACACUGGGCAUAUGGCAAACGGUUAAUGAACUACAAGACCCUACCUAUCUGUAUAAAGUGGACAUAAUUAACUUUCAGGGCAUGAAGGUCUUCUUCCUGAUUGUCAUCAUCUUCUACAUCCUCUACCUGAUCUUCCUGAUUGUCAGAGCUUGUUCAGAACUCAAAAACAUGCCUUACUCAGAUCUGCGGCUCAGGUUUUUGACAGCACUGACAUUUGUGGUUCUUGUUAUAAGCAUGGUUAUUCUCUACCUGAGGUUUGGUGCCAAGGCCCUCCAAGAUAAUUUUGUUCCUGAACUGUCUACUCAUUACCAAAACUCAGCUGAAUUUCUGUCAUUCUACGGCCUACUAAACUUUUACUUGUACACAUUAGCAUUUGUGUAUUCCCCCUCCAAAAAUGCUAUUUAUGACUCCCAGCUGAAGGAUAAUCCAGCUUUCUCCAUGCUAAAUGACUCAGAUGAUGAAGUAAUUUACGGGAGUGAUUAUGAGGACAUGCCUUUACAAAACGGACGUGCAAUCAAAGCAACCGCCAAGUACCAGGAUGAGAGUGACAGCGACUGAUAGAAUCUCCAACCUGUUUGGCCAUCUCUUUUGUGUCCCUGCAUUAUUACACAACACUUAAAAACUACUGUAUUGUGUGUAUGUGUAAAUAAGGAGUAUUUACAUUGUUAAAGCGUAAGUGUACAUAAAUAUAUUUUUAAAAAAGGAGAAGCUCCAUGUCAACUGAAUGUACUGUACUUUUACAAAAAGUUAAGGCAGGUAGCCUCUCGUUUUUUCUUCAUUGUUUUUGUUUGGACUUUGUAACAAAAGGGAAACAAACACUGAUGUUGAUUUUUUUUUUUUUUUACCAGAUUGUUAACUUUUUUUCUUUAUAACUAACUAAAAUCAUUUCUGUAAAGUCGAUAGGAAAAGUGCUAAUAUUAAUUGGGUUUUUUGUGAAAUCAAUGUUAUUUUUAAUGCUUUGUGUUGAACCACUGUUGUCCCUCUAUUCUUGCACUGGGUUGUUCUGCCAUGUCUUUCUGCUCUCUGAUUGUCUGUGAUGAAUGAAACUGUUUGUAUCUUGCCAAAGCCUCUUGACAUUAUGCUUGAGGUAGAAAGUAAGGAAAUACUCUGCUGCACUGCACUUUUAAUGGUGCAUUGUGAAUCCUCAUCUCUGACAUGAGUGAUGAACAGGAAAUCCAAGUGCCAAAGCAUUACUGGCUAAGACAUGUUAAGUUUUGAAACAUUCAUGAUAAUACAGAGAACCAUUAUUUGAGUUCUUGCCACUGAUCUAUUAACAAUCCUCUUCUUUCUGAAGCAGCUUUGUAAUUGCACUUGCUUAAUAAUUGUAAUUUUGCCAAAAAAAGUGAUAACAUUUGGUACACUAUUAUAUGACUGCCAGGAUGGAUGAAGACGUGUGUGAAUUUUACACAGCUUUAUGUAAAUAGACUCAAUCUUGUGAAACAUUUCUUAUUCCAGCAUGUUUAGUUGUAUCAUUUGCAAAACAUGUUUUGCCUUAUGUAAGAUAUAUAACUUUAUGUAAUCAUGUUUUUCAGCUGUAUUACUUAAUAAUGCCAACAAUGUGAGACUUGCUGCCCUCAAAGCCAAAACAAAUGUUCUUCUAUUAUUUACAGAUAUCUCAACAUGUACACUUAUCAAGAUGGUGCCUUGUCUUUACCACUUUUCUUUAUUUGGAAUAAGCAGCAGUCUCCAGUGUGUAAAUGCUUUGGCAUAAAUGUACAUUUUCAAGUGAGUCUGUGUGAAUGUAAGUGAUGAUCACUGGAGGUGGUUAAAUGAGAUUGUUGUUGGUCGGGAUGUGUUAAAAGUUUGCAAUUACCAUUUGCUUCAUGACAUCAAAGCUGUACAUUGUAGCUUAAUAAAGCAAAGUUUACACAGUA
Labrus bergylta (ballan wrasse) is the source of this 3040-nucleotide messenger RNA. RefSeq names its product transmembrane protein 181 (gene tmem181). The record is from RefSeq and is a predicted model, not a curated record. NCBI's taxonomy places the organism in Eukaryota, Metazoa, Chordata, Actinopteri, Labriformes, Labridae. Gene Ontology annotation, molecular function: toxic substance binding.